AUGGCGGAGGUACUGGCCACCAUGGUGGUCGGGCCGCUGGUGUCCAUGGUGAAGGAGAAGGCCUCCAGCCACCUCCUGGACCGGUACAAGGUCAUGGAGGGCAUGGAGGAGCAGCACAAGCUCCUCAAGCGCAAGCUGCCCGCCGUCCUAGACGUCAUCACUGACGCCGAGGAGCAGGCAGCGAAAAACAGAGAGGGGGCGAAAGCUUGGCUUGAGGAGCUCCGGACCGUGGCCUACAAGGCGAACGAUGUCCUUGACGAGUUCAAGUACAAGGCACUCCGCCGCAAGGCAAAGGCAGAGGGGCACUACAAGGAGUUCGGUAUGGAUGUCAUAAAGCUCUUCCCUUCUCACAACCGGUUUGUGUUCCGUCAUAGGAUGGCAAACAAGCUCCGUAUGAUUUUGCAAGAAAUUGAUGUCCUCAUAGCAGAGAUGAAUACCUUUAGGUUCGAAUUCAAACCACAGCCACCAAUGUCCAUGAAGUGGAGACGGACAGAUCCUAACAUGCCAGACAAUUAUGUGAACAUUGCAAGUGACUCAAGAGCAAAAGAGAAGAAGGAGAUUGUUGAUGCAUUGCUUGGAAGGGGGCAAUGUGGGUCUCACAGUCCUUCCUAUAGUAGGAAUGGGUGGGAUGGGCAAGACCACAUUAGCGCAGCUUGUUUACAAGGACUUCGCCAUUCAGAAGCACUUCGAGGUUCAGAUCUGGUGAAAGAGGCUAAAAAGAAUGGCUAUCAAAUGACUGGUGGUUCAACAAUGGAAAUGUUUAAAAGUGCGGUGAGUGGGAAGAAGUAUCUCCUUGUACUAGAUGAUGUAUGGAACCGUGAGGCCAGCAAGUGGGAUAAGUUGAGGUCCUACCUUCAUCAUGGUGCCCAUGGUAGCUCAGUUUUGACAACAACUUGUGAUGAAGAAAUUGCUCGGUUCAUGGGGACAAUCGAAGCCCAUAAGAUCAAGCACUUGGAACAAAGCUACAUAGAAAAAAUUAUCGAGAAAGAAGCAUUUAGUGUGCAAGCACAAAAGCCUGAUGAUCAGCUACUCAGUAUGGUUGGUGAUGUUGCGAAGAGAUGUUCCGGUUCUCCUUUAGCUGCUACAGCAUUGGGCUCUGUACUUCGUACUAAGAAUACCGUGCAAGAAUGGGAGGCGGUAUUAAACCGAAGCACAAUUUGUGAUGACGAAAAUGGAAUCUUACCAGUACUCAAGCUCAGUUACAAUUGCUUGCCACCACAUAUGCGACAGUGCUUUGCCUUUUGUGCAAUGUUUCCUAAGGAUCAUGAGAUUGAUGUGGAAAUGCUGAUCCGACUAUGGAUGGCUAAUAGUUUAAUCCCGGAGCAAAAAAGAGUGUGUCCUGAAGACAUUGGUAAACAAAUUUGCAAUGAGCUAACUCAAAGGUCAUUUUUUCAGGAGGUGCAGCAAGACAAAUUUUAUAGACAAAUUACUUGUAAAAUCCAUGACCUUAUGCAUGAUGUUGCACAGGAUUCAAUGGGAAAAGAAUGUGCUGCAAUAGAUACAAAACUGAGCCAAAGUGAGGAUUUUCCAUACUCCGCUCGCCAUUUAUUUCUAUCAGUUGACAUUGAAGAAAAUGUUUUGAAUGCUUCCAUAGAGAAAGGGUCUCCAGCUAUCCAGACACUAAUAUGUGAUAGAUCCAAAAUAGCAGAUGUGCAGAAAUUAUCAAAAUAUUUGAGGCCUGUCCGAGCCUUAAAGACAUGGCAAGGUCGAUUUCUAAAGCCGAAAUAUCUUCAUCACCUAAGGUAUCUUGAUCUCUCAAGAAGUAAUAUUGUAGCACUUCCUGAAGACAUUACCAUCCUGUAUCAUCUGCAAACAUUGAACCUAUCUUAUUGUGCACGUCUUCAACAACUUCCAAAGGCAAUGAAGUAUAUGACUGCCCUCCGUCACCUCUACACUCACGGAUGUCCGAAGUUAACGAGCAUGCCUCCAAACCUCGGACACCUCACUUCCCUGCAGACGCUUACAUGCUUUGUAUUAGGUACUGGCUCGAGUUGCAGUAACAUGGAAGCGCUGAAGAACAUGGACCUUGGUGGCCAGUUGGAGCUAAGGAAGCUUGAAAAUGCGACAGGAGCAGAUGCAACAGCAGCAAAACUCUGGGACAAGAAAAGGCUGGAAGAACUAACAUUAAGAUGGUCUGACGAUAAUGACAAGGAGGCACAUAAGGAGGUGCUGGAAGGCCUCCGACCUCAUGAUGGGCUAAAGGCUCUGAGGAUGUAUUGCUGCAGUAGCAGUGGUAUUCCAACAUGGAUGCUUGAGUUGCAAGGCAUGGUGGAGCUCGAGUUAGAAGAUUGCCAAAAUCUCAAGAAGCUUCCUGCACUCUGGCAGUUACCGUCCCUCCAGUUUCUUCACCUGAGCAACCUACAAAAUUUACAUUGCUUGUUCAGCGGUGGUGCCCCAUCCAAGUUUCAGAAACUGAAGAUGAUGUCGUUGAAGAAUAUGCCAAAUUUUGAGAUAUGGUGGGAUAGGAAUGAGGUGCAAGGAGAGGAGCAGAUAUUAUUUCCUGAGGUUGAGAAUCUACGGAUCGUGCUUUGUAAAAAGCUCUUAGCAUUACCAAAAGCGUCGGUGAUUAAAAAAUCAUCCGGUAGAGAUGGCGUUGAGUGCCGCUCCCCGUUUCCAGCAUUGAAGGGAAUGUGUUUAAGUGGUCUGGACAAGUUUCACAGAUGGGAGGCGGUCCAAGGAUCUUUAGGAGAACAAACAUCUCUCAAGACGUUACUUGUUGAGGAGUGCAAGAGUCUCAAAUCCAUUGCAUUCGGUGAGCAGCAGGACACGACGGGGCUGGAAACGUCAUCAUCAUUGAUCGCUGCAGGGUCGUCCUCGUCCAGCAAUGAGGAUGAAUCCACGGUGUCUACAGCUGUAGUACUGAAGCCGGUGUCAUCAUCAUCAGCCAGCAGUAAUCAUUGCUUCUUUCCAUGCCUUGAAUUUCUAGAGAUAUAUGAUUGCGGUGGCUUGUCAGGAGAGGUCCCGUCGCUGGAACAACUCAAUGUUUGGUCUUGCGAAAGCCUGGAAUCCUUACCGAAUGGACCUCAUCAAGUAUACUCAUCUCUCAGAGUUCUUAGCAUUAUUCAUUGUCCUGGUAUAAAGCAGCUUCUAUCGAGCCUACAGCAAUGUUUGGGUCACCUCGAGAAGAAAAAUCUAGACCCCCAUCUUCUUCAAGAGCAAGUGGAGCUUGAUUCCAAACCAGAGUCCAUGUCCGAUGGAGCAUCUACAUCUGUAGUACCGAAGCAGUCAUCAUCAACCGGUAGUAACCAUUGCUUCUUUCCAUGCCUACAAUCUCUAGAGAUAUGGAGCUGCGGUGGCUUGAAGACCUUGAAGAUUGGGCAAUGCGGCAGUCUUGUUUCCGUGUCAGGAGAGGUCCCGUCACUGGAAAAACUCGAAAUAAAAUGGUGUGAUGGCUUGACAGAGGUUGCCAACCUUCCUCCGUCCAUCAAGACCUUGAACAUUGCGUAUUGUGGCAGUCUUGUUUCCCUGUCAGGAGAGGUCCCGUCGCUGGAAGAACUCAAUGUUUGGUCUUGCCCAAGCCUGGAAUCCUUACCGAAUGGGCCUGCUCAUCAAGCAUACUCAUCUCUCAGAGUUCUUAGCAUUACUCAAUGUCCUGGUAUAAAGCAGCUUCCACCGAGCCUACAGCAACGUCUGGAUCACCUCGAGGAGAAAACUCUAGACCCCCAUCUUCUUCAAGGGAGAAUUGCAGCAUUAAUGAGUAAGCUGGAGUGCUUCAGAUUGAGAAGUGAGGACUAG
Miscanthus lutarioriparius is the source of this 3735-nucleotide messenger RNA. NCBI's taxonomy places the organism in Eukaryota, Viridiplantae, Streptophyta, Magnoliopsida, Poales, Poaceae. The record is from the annotation of a GenBank genome assembly.